GUUUACCUCUCUUCUCGUCCAACCUUCCGAGUUUUUUCUCGUUAAUUUCCACAAAAAAACUAUUUCAAAAUGACUGGCGGCGGCAAAUCUGGUGGCAAGGCCUCUGGCUCCAAGAACUCCCAGUCCCGUUCAUCCAAGGCGGGUCUUGCUUUCCCCGUUGGUCGUGUCCACCGUCUUCUGCGAAAGGGCAACUACGCUCAGCGUGUCGGUGCCGGCGCUCCCGUCUACCUGGCCGCUGUCCUCGAGUAUCUCGCUGCCGAAAUUCUGGAGUUGGCUGGCAACGCCGCUCGUGACAACAAGAAGACCCGUAUCAUCCCCCGUCACCUUCAGCUCGCCAUCCGAAACGAUGAGGAGUUGAACAAGCUGCUGGGACACGUCACCAUCGCACAGGGUGGUGUUCUGCCCAACAUUCACCAGAACCUGCUCCCCAAGAAGACAUCGGGCAAGGCUGGCAAGGGCUCCAGCCAAGAAUUGUAAUUUCUGUUGGUCGUUUUUGCUGCUUUCUUUCGAGGUCGUUUUGGUUGUCAUAAAGGGG
This is a messenger RNA of Trichoderma asperellum CBS 433.97, 535 nucleotides long. It is a transcript of the gene HTA1, whose product is annotated as histone H2A. The record is from RefSeq and is a predicted model, not a curated record. Gene Ontology annotation, biological process: heterochromatin formation. Gene Ontology annotation, cellular component: chromatin; nucleosome. NCBI's taxonomy places the organism in Eukaryota, Fungi, Ascomycota, Sordariomycetes, Hypocreales, Hypocreaceae. Gene Ontology annotation, molecular function: structural constituent of chromatin; DNA binding; protein heterodimerization activity.